Neoarius graeffei (lesser salmon catfish) is the source of this 1851-nucleotide messenger RNA. RefSeq names its product clathrin heavy chain linker domain-containing protein 1-like. The record is from RefSeq and is a predicted model, not a curated record. Lineage: Eukaryota; Metazoa; Chordata; Actinopteri; Siluriformes; Ariidae. The transcript has 10 exons.
AUGGAGUUUAAAGGACAAACUGCGCCUCUAUUUGAAUCUGCUAGUGACAGGAGUUUUAUGGAAUCACUAAAAGAGUUCAUAAAGGAUGAAAAAGAGCAGUUCUGCUCUUCUGAUGAAGGACCUGAUGAGCAGAGAUUUAUCAUUUACAGCACAGCUUUCGAUAAGAUAAUCGACUAUGCUACAGCUUACAAACCGAUUCUCACGGCCAUCAAGAAGGAAUAUGAUGACUUAAUUGCCUCAGUGAAAAAUGAUCAACAUCAGGCCCAGCUUGCUCAGAGAAAACUGAAGGCCAUGUUGGCUCAACCCACCUCCUUAAUGUACUAUCAGAGAAGAGCUGCUCAGCUACAGGAGAGGAUUGCAACCUUAGAGCGAAACACUGCUGACUUACAAACGGAGAUAAAAAGGUUUCAAGAGUGCAAAAAUAGACAAGAUUCCCAACAGCUGGAAACAUUCGAGGCCACAGUUCCCAUUGGUCAGAUACCAGAUCUUACUCUGAGCAAGUCGUUAAAUCCAGAAUCCCUGAAUAAACAUCUGGAGCAUUUGGAGCAGAAGCGAAAUGAACUUUUGAAUAAGAAAAAGAGCCAGUAUGUCCCAGUGCAGAUCAAAACCGACCUAGAUAUGAAAAUGAAAGCCAUAUUGAACCGAAGAGAUGAACUUAUUGUAGAGAACAACAAACUGCUGCUGCGGUCUAAGCAGUUGACUUAUUUGAAAGAUGCUCUCAGCCAUUGGGAAAAAUCAGGAAGCCACACCCCUUUACUCGAGCACCUGUCUUCGGAGUUGAAGCAUGUGUCAGAAAUUAAAGGUUCCAUAUCAGCCAUGUUUCAAGCAAGUAACAGACCAUAGACACAUUGCUCUGUAUUUGUCUUGUUCUGAUUGGUUUCUUUUGUUCUAGUAUGUGAAGAUGACUGCACUGGCUCCCACACUGAUGGUUCAGAAGAGGAUGACCCAGGCAAAAUCAAUGAAUCUAAACGUCUGGCAGCUUAUGUUGAGAGGUUUGUCGAGCUGUUUGAAGUGGGUGACUAUGAGAACGCUGCUUUUCAUGCUGCCAUGUCUCCUCAUGGAAUUCUGAGAAACAUUAACGUCAUGGAGAAAUUCAAAGCGAUCACAGUGUAUGAGGGAGCGGUUCCUCCUCUGCUGCUCUUCUUCCAGUUCUUGAUGACCUCUGCACCGCCUGGGGAACCACUGCCGGAAAAGUUGUCUAUGGAGGGGGUCCGCUUUGCUCUACAGCAUGGCUAUAUUGAGCUGGUGACGUUUGGUGUGUCUGAACACAGGCUGACGUACAGUGAGGAAUUAGGUGAUCUGAUCUGCGGCCAUGGACAUGAUGACCUACAUGGAGUGGACACUUGCUUGGCCCUGGCUCAGAUUGUUUACUCUGCCUGCCAUGUGCUCAGAAAAGCCGCACUUAGCAUGUGCAAACGAGGCCUCACUGGCACAGCUUUAGAGUUCAUUCACGACAACAAAGAAUUCACAAUCGAUGACUAUAUGUUUGUGUUGAGGGGAUUUCCCAGCGUGGCUCUGCUGCAGGAUUUCACUCAACUGUGUGACAGCACGCCGGCGCUGAUGUCCGUAGGGUUUAUCUGUCAUUAUCUUCUCAAUUCUGACCUGGAAGAUCUGGCCUUCCAACUGCUGGAACAGAUUCAUGCAGGAAGACAAGGUGAGUUCGAGAGAACCAUCCUGGAGGAUGAAAUGUGCAGCAUCGAAUGCUGGAGCCAAAUUGCUGCCCGUUGUGAGGAAACCAACCACCUUCACCUGGCACAGGACAUCACCUCCACACUGCUGCUCCAAGACGGCGUCAUGCGCCUCUCCCCAGGCCUUGACGACGCCAAGCUCAUGGAGCACGUCUUCAUGUAG